AUGGCCAACUACCUCGCGUCCAUCUUCGGCACGGAGCAAGACAAGGUCAACUGCUCCUUCUACUACAAAAUCGGCGCCUGCCGCCACGGCGACCGGUGUUCCCGGAAACACGUGAAACCCAGCUACAGCCAGACGAUCCUGCUGCCGAACCUGUACCAGAACCCGGCGUACGACAACAAAUCGCGCAUGACGCCCAGCCAGCUGCAGAACCACUUCGACGCCUUCUACGAGGACUUCUGGUGCGAGAUGUGCAAGUUCGGCGAGAUCGAGGAGGUGGUCGUGUGCGACAACAACAACGACCACCUGAUCGGGAACGUGUACGCGCGGUUCAAGUACGAGGACUCGGCGCAGAAGGCCUGCGACGCGCUGAACUCGCGCUGGUACGCCGCCCGCCCCAUCUACUGCGAACUGUCGCCCGUCACGGACUUCCGCGAGGCGUGCUGUCGCCUGAACUCCGGCGAGGGCUGUGUCCGGGGCGGAUUCUGUAACUUCAUCCAUCGCAAGGAACCCACGCCGGAACUCGAGAGGGAGUUGGAGCUCAGCACGAAGAAGUGGUUGAGGCAGCGUGGAAGGGAUCCCAGGAGUGAGGAGAGGGAUUCGGAGAGUCCGGAGCCGAAGGCUGCGAGGUAUUGA
Dissoconium aciculare CBS 342.82 is the source of this 633-nucleotide messenger RNA. Its product is annotated as splicing factor U2AF 35 kDa subunit. Lineage: Eukaryota; Fungi; Ascomycota; Dothideomycetes; Mycosphaerellales; Dissoconiaceae. The transcript has a single exon. Gene Ontology annotation, cellular component: spliceosomal complex; U2AF complex. Gene Ontology annotation, molecular function: metal ion binding; pre-mRNA 3'-splice site binding. Gene Ontology annotation, biological process: mRNA splicing, via spliceosome. Bases 1 to 633 code for a protein of 210 amino acids. The record is from RefSeq and is a predicted model, not a curated record.